AUGUAUACCUAUUUGAUAUUCCAAACUACAGAGGGAUUUCUCCUAUGUGCCAUGGCCUACGACCGCUAUGUUGCUAACUGCAAUCCUUUACGCUACAACAGCAUCAUAACAAUCAACAUGUGUGUGUUCCUGGUCUCAACAGCAUGGGCUUUGGUGAUGAUUCUUCCGGCAUUGAAUGUCAUUCUUGCACCAAAACUACCUUUCUGUAGUAAUCAGAUAAUGUAUUGGUUUUGUGAUUAUCCUCCGAUUGUUAGAUUAUCUUGUUUGGACACAACAUUAUUGAUAGAUCUAGCCCUCGCAUUUGCUUUAUUUGUGAUGUAUGUUCCAUUCACUGUCAUAAUUUGGUCAUAUUGUAAAAUCAUCAAAUCCGUUUGCAAAAUUGUCACAUCUGAAGGGCGGAAAAAAGAUUUAUCUACCUGCUCCUCUCAUCUCAUUGUUGUCUUUACCUUCUACGUUGCUCAUCCGUGUGUCUACAUCAGUGCUAAAUCAUAUCCUAUUCGUCCCAAUGUGCUCAUCUAUUGUCAACUGUUUUUUUAACUCCUCUUGUGAAUCCACUUGUUUACAGUUUCAGGAAAAAACAGCACAAGGCAGCACAAGAUUGUCUGUUGCAUAUCAGCAUUUGCUGUUAACAUCUAGCUAGCCGAUGGAGUUUGUUAAGAGUUUGUCGAGCAUCUAUCCAUGUACAGUGGGGAGAACAAGUAUUUGAUACACUGCCGAUUUUGCAGGUUUUCCUACUUACAAAGCAUGUAGAGGUCUUUGGAGGGAGCUGAAAGUCCGUAUUGCCCAGCGACAGCCCCGAAACCUGAAGGAUCUGGAGAAGGUCUGUAUGGAGGAGUGGGCCAAAAUCCCUGCUGCAGUGUGUGCAAACCUGGUCAAGACCUACAGGAAAUGUAUGAUCUCUGUAAUUGCAAACAAAGGUUUCUGUACCAAAUAUUAAGUUCUGCUUUUCUGAUGUAUCAAAUACUUAUGUCAUGCAAUAAAAUGCAAAUUAAUUACUUACAAAUCAUACAAUGUGAUUUUCUGGAUUCUGUCUCUCACAGUUGAAGUACCUAUGAUAAAAAUUACAGACCUCUACAUGCUUUGUAAGUAGGAAAACCUGCAAGAUCGGCAGUGUAUCAAAUACUUGUUCUCCCCACUGUAUAUAGACAUUUUAGAGGAUCAAAAUUAAGUGUUUGACCUAAUUAAUCAGAAACUAUGUGGCCCAGUCAUAAGCAUACAUAUUGAUGCAAGCUGGGAAGGGCUGCACAUAAGAAAGUAAUUCUUAUUGUUUGUUUUAGCUCUGCUCUCAUUUGCCACGAAUGCCAUUAACGUACCAAUCAAUGCAGUUAUUAGGCCACCUACUGUUGUGUGAAACCCUGAUUGGCUGGAAUAAUCCCAGGAAACCAACUAUGUUCUGAACUAGGCGAGAGCUUGCAGUCAGAGGAGGUGUGUGGAAGCCCCUGGGAACUGCAGGAGCGCCAUAAAAUAGACAGGACAACAGAAACACAACACUUGGUCUCUAGAUCAAGUCCACAUGAUGACCUGUACAUUGAGAUAAACUAGUCAUAUUGUCAAGCCACUAUCAGGUGUUUGAACUUUUCCAUUUUCUUCUGUGAAUUAAGUCUUGUUAGGUGAAUUAUUUUUUGCAAAAGGUGUUCAGCAGCAUUGUUUUGUGCACACUACACAGACGGUAAGUGUUACUCUAUGGUGACAGGCAUAUCAAAUCAUUGGUGUUAUUGUGCUAAUUCAAUACCAGAUUCAUCAAUUGAUAAUUUGCAUCAAUGGCUAUUCAAAAUGGUUUAUACUAAACGUAGUGUAUGCUAUAGAGAUGAAUGAUUCAUGUUUGUAUGUCUUUUUUUUUUGUGUCUUUUCACAGAAAUAGUCAAAAUAAUAUCCAAAUCUGGCGUGUCAACAACAUAAAUGCCCUGAAUACAGCUUUUACAAUGUAGAAAGUAAGUGUCUUAUACCAAAUUAGAUCGCCAUCUAUUUCUGUCUUUCUCAAGCAAAUGCUGAUAUUGUGCACCUUUGUAAAAUGAUCUUCCCUUGACCUCCAGAUGACUCUUGCCUUCAAGCCAAUGUGACUGUUGUGACUGACUUCCUCUUCAUUGGGGGUGAGAGAGGGCUGAAAGACUUCUACCUAGAGCUGGCCAUCUUCCUAUUGGUGGUCUACCUGAUGAUCCUGAUUGGAAACCUCAUCAUACUUAGCCUGGUGGCGACAGAACCCAAGCUGCAGUCUGCCAUGUACAUUUUCCUCAGCAACCUGUCCCUCAUAGACAUUGUGAUAUCAACCACUGUUCUCCCUAAGAUGAUAGCAGUGUGCUUGUGGAAUGACACAACGAUCUCCUACUCAGCAUGUUUCCUCCAGUUGUAUAUCUAUUUGUCAUUUGAAACCGUCGAGAGCAUGCUGCUGUGUGUCAUGGCCUAUGACCGCUAUGUCGCCAUCUGCAAUCCCUUACGCUAUAGCAGCAUUAUCACUAAGAGAGUUUGCGGUAUGUUGGCUACAUCAGCAUGGGCAUCUGGACUCACUAUACCUGCCUUCUGUGUCAUUUUCACAGCACAAAUGCCCUUCUGUAGCAACAAAAUUGAUUUUUGGUUCUGUGACUUUCCUCCUGUAGUUUCACUGUCCUGUUUGGACUCAACCUUUUUGAUCGACGUGGCUCUUGUGGGUGCUUUAAUAGCGAUCUAUUUCCCGUUCACUGUCAUUGUUUGGUCCUACUUCAGAAUCAUUGUAGCCGUCUGCAAGAUUGCGUCUUCAGAGGGCCGCAUGAAAGCCUUCUCUACCUGCUCCUCACAUCUCACUGUCGUCCUCACCUUCUACCUCGCUCACUCCUGCGUCUACAUCAGUGCCAAAUCUGAAAACGUUCACUGUAAUGUUCUAAUCUUGAUAUCUAUUGUUAACUGCUUUCUGACUCCUGUUAUGAACCCUAUCAUCUAUAGUUUCAGAAACAAAGAGAUAAAGGCUGCACUGAGAAAGCUCUGUUCUGGUAAGGUCGACUCUGAU
Molecule: messenger RNA, 2980 nt
Organism: Coregonus sp. 'balchen'
Lineage: Eukaryota; Metazoa; Chordata; Actinopteri; Salmoniformes; Salmonidae
Source: the annotation of a GenBank genome assembly